CCAUUCAUGUAACUCUUUCCAUUAUAUAUAUGGUUAGAUCCCAAAGAGAAAUUUCACAUACCAAAAGAUAUGGCAACAAAGCUUCUACUACUUGUUCUACUUUUAAAUCUUCUCAUGGUCAAAGAUGCACAAUCCGUAGGCGUGUGUUACGGCCGACUUGGCGACAACUUACCCUCCGAACGCGACGUGGUUAGCCUUUACCAACGAAACGGCAUAACCAGGAUGCGGAUCUAUGAUCCCCAUCAACCUACUUUGGAAGCACUAAGAGGAACCAAUAUCGAACUCAUGAUUGGCGUCCCUAACGACGCCCUACAAUCGCUUAACGAUCAAAAUAAUGCAAACACAUGGGUUAGAGACAACAUCCAAAGGUACUCCAACGUAAGGUUCCGAUACAUAGCCGUUGGAAAUGAAGUCGAUCCAAAUAACGGCAACAGUCGAUUCGUACCAUUUGUACUCCCGGCCAUGCGCAACAUUCUUACGGCCGUUAGAAAUGCGGGCCUUGGUAACCAAAUUAAGGUGUCGACCGCCACCUAUUCGGGUCUUUUAGGAUCAUCAUUUCCACCUAGCAAUGGCGCGUUUCGUGACAACGUACGAGGUUUUAUCGAGCCGAUAAUACGAUUUCUCGCACAAAACAACCAGCCUAUGCUUGCCAAUAUCUACCCCUACUUUAGUGACCCGGGUAGGAAUCUCCCAUACGCGUUGUUCACCGCGACACAAGCAGUGGUGAAUGACAACGGUCGCCAAUAUUUCAACCUUUUUGACGCCAUCUUAGACGCUCAUUACGCGGCCCAAGCGCGCCUUGGUGGUGGGAAUGUUGAGAUUGUCGUGUCUGAGAGCGGGUGGCCUUCGAGUGGGGGUCCGGUAGCGACGGUACAAAAUGCUGGAACCUAUGUUAGGAAUUUGAUAGCACAUGUUAGAGGGACAAGGGGAACACCCUUGAAGCCUGGAAGAUCUAUAGAGACAUAUUUGUUUGCAAUGUUUGAUGAAAACAGGAAAACUGGGAAUGUGGAAGAAAGGUUUUUUGGGCUCUUUACCCCUAAUCAGCAACCUAAAUAUGGUCAACUCAACUUCAAUUAGCAUAAGGGUUAUAUGGAUGAAUAAAAGUGUUGAUUGCUUCUAUGUAUCGAUACAAACUCUAAUAAAAGUGUUUUAUGGCAAUUAUAUGCUUGAAGUUUGAUUA
Helianthus annuus (common sunflower) is the source of this 1180-nucleotide messenger RNA. Its product is annotated as glucan endo-1,3-beta-glucosidase, acidic. The transcript has 2 exons. The record is from RefSeq and is a predicted model, not a curated record. Lineage: Eukaryota; Viridiplantae; Streptophyta; Magnoliopsida; Asterales; Asteraceae. Gene Ontology annotation, biological process: carbohydrate metabolic process. Gene Ontology annotation, cellular component: plasma membrane. Gene Ontology annotation, molecular function: hydrolase activity, hydrolyzing O-glycosyl compounds. Bases 70 to 1077 code for a protein of 335 amino acids.